GCCUCUGUCACCACUCGCACAAUUUAUACAAAGUCGUGUCGAAAUCCUGAUACACACAGGUCAUUCCAUCGUGUACAUCGACCGAGCCAAACCGAACGUCGUGGUAAAAGCGGAGCGUAUCUGGAUCGACGGCACGCCAUACGACAGGGCACCAUCGGCCGAGAAUACGAGCUACCACCUCAGUCGUGAGAACACAAUCUAUACAGCUCUGGGCUCUCACCAGUGCAUCACGAAAUGCUUCGGCCUCGACUAUGACAACCAAGGUACUGCCAUCGCGCUAAAGACUGAACUUGCAUCUGAGGGCAAUCUGCGGCACUUCAUUCGAGACGCCCCCCGCCCUUCGAUAUGUCGGCGCUUGGAGGUCGCGGUCGAGUUCGCUAGGGGUGUUGUACACCUGCAUUCUAUGGGCGUCAUCUGGGGAGACCUUUCCACUCGGAAUGCCCUCGUCUCUACCGACCUGAGUAUCAAGCUUUGCGACUUCGCCAGUUCCGUUCUCGACGGUGUGUAUCCUGAAUUCGGAGACUACACAUAUGAGCCGACCUAUCGCCCGGCCUUACCAGAAGCAGAGGUGGAUGAAUUGGCCAUGAUGCAGCAGGAGCUAUACGCCCUCGGAUCGGCUGUCUACGAAAUCAUAGAGUGGAAACGUCCGUACGCAGAAUUCGUCGACAAAGAGGGUGUGGACAUUUGGGAGGUUGUUGAAAGUGGCGUGAUGCCUGAAAUCACAGACCACAACGUUGCCCAAGAUAUCAUCCUGCGAUGCUGGCACUUUGAAUAUGAAUCGGCACGGGACGUCGCAGAUGACUUGGCAGCUCUCAUCACUAGCAUCCCAAGAGAACCACUUGCUCACAAACCUGCCAAGCAUCCAGAUGCGGCUCCCUGCCGUCAUCCCAUUCGCUUUUCCCCAACAAACGUGCAGAGAUCAAGCACAAUGCAAUGUGCAGGUAACGCAAUCUUAUGUAGUUAUGUACAACUAGGAUAUGACUAUCCUCCUGGUGCCGAUCCCGGUGUUAAUCAUGGCCCCGAUGGAUCCCAUGCUGAUUGGAGUGUUUUCUUGAACAGCAUUUGGGGAGUCGACAUGAUUUCCCGCUGGCAAACAUAUUCAGAAGAGAAUACCGCCUGAGACAAGCCAUCCAUGUUACAACGGUAUGGAGCUACG
Messenger RNA from Phialemonium atrogriseum, 1156 nucleotides. RefSeq lists its product as uncharacterized. The record is from RefSeq and is a predicted model, not a curated record. The transcript has a single exon. Gene Ontology annotation, biological process: protein phosphorylation. The coding region runs from base 404 to 1120 and encodes 238 amino acids. NCBI's taxonomy places the organism in Eukaryota, Fungi, Ascomycota, Sordariomycetes, Cephalothecales, Cephalothecaceae. Gene Ontology annotation, molecular function: ATP binding; protein kinase activity.